Penicillium soppii is the source of this 1623-nucleotide messenger RNA. RefSeq names its product putative amino acid permease. The record is from RefSeq and is a predicted model, not a curated record. Bases 1 to 1623 code for a protein of 540 amino acids. Lineage: Eukaryota; Fungi; Ascomycota; Eurotiomycetes; Eurotiales; Aspergillaceae. Gene Ontology annotation, molecular function: transmembrane transporter activity. The transcript has 3 exons. Gene Ontology annotation, biological process: amino acid transport; transmembrane transport. Gene Ontology annotation, cellular component: membrane.
AUGGCCGUUGACAAUGCUGUCCGUCGCCCCUCUGGGGUCUCGGUCGAACAAGGCGUGACCAACACUAAUGCUGAUCGAACCCUGGAGGACAUGGGUUACAAACCGGAAUUGGCCCGCAAUCGAUCCCUCUGGCAGGUCACUUUCAUGUGCUUUAUUCUCUCCUCUGUUCCCUAUGGCUUGUCAACUACUUUGUACUACCCACUUGCUGCUGGUGGGCCUGCCAAUGUCAUCUGGGGUUGGGUGAUCAUCUCAUUCCUGAUUCUCUGUGUGGCUAUCUCCUUGGCGGAAAUCACUUCGGUCUAUCCUACAGCUGGUGGUGUCUAUUACCAAACCUUCGUCCUCUCCCCACUGUGGUGUCGUCGUGUCGCAUCUUGGAUCUGCGGCUGGUCCUAUGUGGCGGGAAACAUCACGAUUACCCUCGCCGUUAAUUUUGGAACCGCACUCCUCUUUGUGGCUUGUUUGGAUGUCUUCGAGAAAUCUCCCGGUGUGGGCAUCACCGAUGACUUCUCCACAUAUCAGACCUUCCUGAUUUUCUUGGCGAUCACCCUGCUGACCCACGCCAUUUCGGCGUUCGGAAAUAAAUGGCUGCCAUGGUUGGAGACCUUUGCUAUUUUCUGGACAAUGGCUGGUCUGCUUGCCAUCAUUGUCUGUCUGUUGGCGAUUGCGAAACAAGGUCGCCACGACGCUGCCUGGGUAUUUGGUCACUUUGAGCCUCAGGCAGGAUGGCCUGCAGGAUGGUCGUUCUUUAUCGGUCUCUUACAGGCUGCUUACGCAACUUCGGCGACUGGCAUGAUUGUUUCCCUUUGUGAGGAGGUUCAAGAACCCGCUGUCAUGGUCCCCAAAGCCAUGGUGGGAACUAUCGUCAUCAACUUUGUCGCCGGUCUUCUCUUCUUGAUCCCCGUGUGCUUCGUCCUUCCCGAUCUGACUUACCUGGUGAACCUGGCCUCCGGUCAGCCAACCCCCGCCAUUUUCAAGGCCGCUAUUGGCAACUCGGCUGGUGCAUUCUGUCUAUUGAUCCCAUUGCUUGUACUGGGACUUAUCUGCGGUGUUGGUUGCGUGACUGCCACCUCCCGCUGCACCUGGGCUUUUGCGCGCGAUGGCGGUAUCCCCGGCUCAGGCUGGUGGAGCACUGUGCACAAGACCCUCGACAUUCCUUUCAAUGCCUUGGUCUUGGGUAUGGUUGUGGAGAUCAUUCUGGGUGUGAUCUACUUUGGUUCUACUGCUGCUUACAACGCUUUCUCCGGUGUUGGUGUCAUUUUCUUGACCACCAGCUAUGCCUGUCCAGUCGCCGUCUCUCUGAUCUUCCGUGGUCGAGAGGACAUCAAGAAUGGCAGCUUCAACUUCGGUGUUUUCGGCUUGAUUGCUAACGUCAUUGCUCUCGGCUGGAGUAUUCUUGCUAUUCCUCUUUUCUGUAUGCCAACCCUCAUGACCGUCACCAAGGAGAGCAUGAACUAUGCCUCUGUGGUGUUUGCUGGAUUCAUUGCCAUCGCCGCAAUUUGGUACGGAGUCUGGGGCUAUCACAACUACCGUGGCCCCCCAACCGAUGCCGUGGAGCGAGAUGAGUCUUCAUCCCCCUCACCUAUGUCCUACGGCGAAAUUCCUAAGAAAGUCCCAACCAAUUGA